GUUUUUCCAGAAGUGAAUUUGAUUUAUCUGACUGAGCACCGUAUUCAUCUCUUUAUCGGUUGAAGAUACUGAAUUUUUCCCGAAUUUUUGUUGCUUCAAUUAUUAGACCAUCCCCACACAAUAAAAUUGCACCGCACCCUCACUCUCGAUUCCUCUGUUUCUCUCUCCUCCAUUUCCCAUCAGACAUCAUCCAUCGAGUUAUUAGCGAAGAUAACAAACAGAAUAUCUCACUAAAUACUCUUUCUCUCUCUAGAUCAGAUCACAAGGCAAUGCAUUUGUGAUUUUGUAGUCAGUAGUGUGCUGAAAAUCAACACCAGUCUAAGGGCCAUGGCCCAACACCAACAUGGAGGAGGAGUAAAUACUCAUUCUUCCUCUUCUGCUGCUGCAGAGGAUAAUAAUGGAGAUGAGAUCUCCCCAGCUUCGGCCGCUGCUGAGAGAGAGGAAGAAUUGGUUGAGUCUCUUCUCGGACUUGUAGGGGAGAUCGGGAGAAUGGGGGGCAGCGAAAAGCUCUGCUUUCCUCCGCCCCUUAAUAGGAAGGAGUGCGGGAGCUUCAUGAGAAGGAUCCUCCUCCUCGCCCCCCUCUUCGAGGAGCUCAGAGACUUUCUCAUGGCAUCUACUCCUCCAGAUGCUGUUGCCGCCGCCUGUCGCCCAUUGUUGCCGGAUUUGGCUGCAGCGAUUCACAAAGCUAAAGAAAUGCUGCUGCUCCUCAGCCACCCAUCCACCAGCAAGAUCCGCCUGGUUCUUGAGGAGAAGCGCAUCACCUAUGAGUUCCAUGAAGUUAUAUCACAGUUGGAGCACAGUCUUGGAAGGAUGCCAUAUUCUCAGCUCAAUAUAUCAGAUGAAGUUUGUGAACAGGUUGAACUUGUCCUUUCCCAACUGAAAAGAGCCAAAGAAAGAAAUGGAAGUCUCCUUGAUUCCGAGCUAUGUGCCGACCUCUUUGCAAUUCAAACCGAGCCAGAAACCGACCAAAAAGUGUUGAGCAGGCUAGCAGACAAACUACAACUUACUACUAUCUCAACAAUUGAACAGGAAUUCAAAGCCUUUCAAACCUUCAUCGCAGAAGGCAAUGGGAACACAAUUGAAAACCAUGAUGUAGAGCGUAUGAUGCUCAGGUUGCAGAGCUUGAAGGACUCCAAUGACCCUCAACUAGACAAAGCUAGUGCUGCCAAGAAUGCAAGCUCACCAGAGAAGAAACCUGCUGAUGUUGUUAUCAUCCCUGAUGAUUUCCGCUGUCCCAUUUCAUUGGAAUUGAUGAGGGAUCCCGUGAUAGUGGCAACUGGACAGACUUAUGAACGCUCCUGCAUACAAAGGUGGAUAGAUUCCGGACACAAGACGUGUCCUAAGACACAACAGACACUUCCCCAUCUUGCACUCAUCCCAAACUAUGUGUUGAGGAGCUUGAUCGCACAGUGGUGUGAAGCCCACGGUGUCGAGCAACCUAAGAAUUCAGGUUGUAGCAGGUCACGAAAGUCAUGUGGCGGGUUGGCAGAAGAAGUACCCGGUGAUAGAGCAGCCAUUGACAAUCUCGUACAACUGCUCUCCGAUGGAUCCCCUGAGGAGCAGCGGGGAGCUUCUGAGGAGUUGCGGUUGCUCGCAAAGAGGAACACAGACAACAGGGUAUGCAUUGCAGAGGCGGGGGCAAUCCCACUCCUCGUCAACCUUAUGUCAACCAAGGACCUCAGGACACAAGAGCACACAGUCACCGCCAUACUAAACCUCUCCAUAUAUGACAACAACAAAGGGGCCAUUGUUAUGGCGGGGGCGAUCCCCCAUGUGGUCGAGGUCCUUAAGUCAGGCAGCAUGGAAGCGAGAGAGAAUGCGGCCGCCACCCUUUUCAGCCUUUCACUCAUGGACGAGAACAAGGUGACAAUAGGGUCGUCAGGUGCAAUUUCUGCCCUCAUUCAGUUGCUUUGUGAAGGGAGCACUAGAGGCAAGAAGGACGCAGCCACAGCUUUGUUUAACCUUUGCAUCUAUCAGGGCAACAAAGCGAGGGCUGUUAGGGCUGGGAUCAUGGACCCGCUGAUGAAACUGCUAGCAGACCCAAAUAGUGGCAUGGUCGAUGAAGCCUUAGCGAUACUAGCCGUGCUCGCAAGUCACCAUGAUGGUAAAGUGGCCAUAGGAAGGUCUAAUGCAAUACCAGUUUUGAUAGACUUGUUGAGAACAGGUUUGGCUCAUAACAAGGAGAAUGCGGCUGCAAUCCUGCUAGCCCUUUGCAAGAAGAAUCCCGAGCAUCUCAAGACUUUGCAGAGGCUCGGAGGAUUCAUACCAUUGUCAGAGCUCGUCAAGAAUGGGACUGAGAGGGCAAAAAGGAAGGCGGGUUAUUUGUUGGAGCACAUGAGCAGACUGGAUCAGAUGUGGGAGGAGAAUGUCAAAGGCCGGAGGCAUUCUUCAUGAUAAUGACAUUUAGAAUUUUCUUUUGCUUGUUGCUACUGUACACUAUUGGUAGGGUGUCAGGUGUUUAACAAUUGGAAGCUGAUUGGCUAAAGCUGCUCUAGCUAACUUUUCUAUUCAAUUGGGUGUGUUUUAAAGUGAUUGUCCUAAUUUAAGUGGGGAUAAAUGGGAUUCAUGACACAUUUUUAGCCUCGAAACUUAAUUAUCAAUUGCGAGUGAUUCAUUUGUAAUAACACAGGAAUUCUGCACAUCUAUAUUCGAAUUUCAAAAGUUUGUUCUUGUAC
Amborella trichopoda is the source of this 2675-nucleotide messenger RNA. Its product is annotated as U-box domain-containing protein 13-like. The record is from RefSeq and is a predicted model, not a curated record. NCBI's taxonomy places the organism in Eukaryota, Viridiplantae, Streptophyta, Magnoliopsida, Amborellales, Amborellaceae. Gene Ontology annotation, biological process: protein ubiquitination. Gene Ontology annotation, molecular function: protein binding; ubiquitin-protein transferase activity.